CAAAAAGAAAAAUGAGUGCCCACACCGAAGAGGUUACAUCAAAUGCUCUGAAGAACGUGAGAUCUACUGUGACCGGCAAAAAUUGAUUGGAUACCAGCCCUUUUCUGGCUGCGCGACCUUUUCAGAAGUCUUUGUCUGUGACCAGGCACUUCUUGAUUAAGCUUUUGGAUGACAUCUCUCUCUCUGCCUUUCUGGGCUUCAUUUUUCCUGUAGUUCCGGUACGAGAAAAUAACGAAAUGCUAAGUGCACAAAGUGGAGAACGAAAAAAAAUUUAAGAUUAAGAUACAUUUAGAUUUCAAGAAGAACGCAUUGGGUUGCUCACUCGUCGAAGCGUUUCUUUGAUUUCCACCUAUGUUGAUUGCUGCGUUGUACAAGAAAGAAGCAUCUUCAACACGACGAUGCAAGAAGAUACAGUAGUAAUGCGGAGGUACGUAUCUAUAAUAACUCGCGUUCCCACUUCCACGGCAUGAAGCGACAAGUCUUGCGAUGUUGAGGACGACGUAAAGCUGGAGCUGCGACUGGUGCCACGCGAAGAAGGGGAAGACCAGGUGCAACUACUCGAAGACACAACAACAGCAGCACUACUCGCAGUCGCACGCUACGACGCUCCGAAAAUGGAGGAGUCUUCACUUGAAAAAAAGCUUCAGCCCGAAGAGGAACGCCAAGAUCAACAGCUAGUACAAAAUGCUGAAAAUAAACACGACGACGAAGAAGAUUUGGACGACAGCGUAGAUUUGUCCUCCUUGCACUCCCUAGACGAUGGCGAGCUGGUCGACGAGCUCUUGCGGGGCGAGGAGCAAGAUGUUGCUACCACUGCGCACCUCUACCCGCCGGGAACAACUACCGGUGAGGAGGAGGAGGAGGCGGAUGAUUCCACUCCGGGAAGCCACGACUCCGUCGAGUUCACCGGGGAAGAAAUCGCCGCGCUGUUCCGGGACGCCGUGGAUGUGGCGUCCGGGAGUCGUAUGCAUUGCAAAACUAUCGUACUACUGAAGUAUAAAUCGCAUGACAAACUUUUUGGAAAGGAAAAUAAAUGAAAAUUAUCGUGCUGAUUCAGGAUCAGGUACUUAAGAAAAGAACUAGGUCUGUGAUGCAAGGCUGGCAAUUAUAAUACGAGUGCGAUACUUUUGCAGUGGAUGAGUGCUGUUGGCGAUCACGACGGAAAGCAGUUGCAGAAGGAGCUCCAGGUGGAGCAGGAAAUCCUUCAGCGAGCCAUCUUUCAGCACGAGAAUCUUACAGGAAGUGCUGAAACAAGACAGCGCUUGGAGGUGCCGUCUGCGUCAAGUACGGUGCCGUCGACGCCGGACAGUGGUGACAACCAGCCGGCUUCUCAUCAACGCGCCGGCGCGACGAUAAGUGCAGAAGCGGGAACAACGAAUGAGCAGCGUCAAGUUGUAGAUCAGAAGAUGAGCAGCGACGAUGUUGGCCAAACCUCCACAGCAAACGCGACCCUCCGCUACCGCGGUGCGAACAUGAAGAAGAACCGGGGCGGAAAUUACAGGGGGCACACGACUUCUAGCAGUGACGAAAAAGAUAGGACCAUGAACGGUGAGAAAGCUGAGAUCAUGUUGGAAUCUGAGAAGAAUCUCCUGUACGAAGCGCUUGCAGCGGACGGUACUGCUACUGGUGAACCGGCUGCAGCUGUAGGCGGUACCACGUCAGGACCACAUCUGGUCCAGCCGUCGUCUCGUUUCGGGUCCUCAAGCCCACCUUCCUCGGACCUGUGGAGUUCCAGUUCAUCCUCGAACGCAGCCCCUACGUCAAGCAGCAACGUAGGCAGCACAAUGAGCACAGGAGUCGAUGGUGGUCUUACAAGCACUUGCACUGUGUCUACAACGAGCGCUACACCCCUGUCCAGCCCAGGAACCGGGCCCACAGCAGCGUCACCGUCGUCUUCGUCCCGCAGACAACAGUUGCUCGCCAAAUUUUUCGCCCGCCUGCCGGUCGAUGAGCUGCAGCAGAUUCGAGCGCAGUUCAGCGCAGCCGAAACUCCCGGCGACAAGGUUCGGGUAUUGCGGGAAAUGGUUGCGCUGCGGCUGCUUUCGACGACCACGAUGAAAACCGGGAAGAAGCUAAAGGGCGCUUGCAAAAAGCGACAGAACAACUUUAGCAGUGACGCUGGUGCAGCAACUGGACCACAGCAAACGGAAGAAGAGCUGCAACGGAAGAUUCUGCUGACGAAACGGCGGAGAAAAAGGGACAUGAUCAAAAAGCUGCUCCUCAAGUACAGUGGCGACCUGGAGUUGGUGAAGCAAGUUCUGGAAAAGCGCGAGGAUCCGUCGUACAUCAAGCUGUGGGACAAACUUUCCUUCACGGGGGGCAUCAUGAAUUUGAUCCUGGUUUGCUACUUCAUUUUCGGCCCGCACAAGUUCCUUCUCACGCCGUACUUGUACACCCUCCAGCUGUGCGUCCUGAUCCCCUGGCGGUUCUGGAAGUACAAGCGGUUGAAGUGGGUCUACUUUUUACUCGACUUUUGCUACUUCGGGAAUCUCUUGCUAUUGCUGUACCUCUGGGUGCUGCCUUGGUCCAAGCUGCUCUUCUGCGUUGUGUUCUCCGCCUCCUGCGGACCCAUGCUGCUGGCCUCCACACUGUUUCGCAACUCCUUGGUGUUCCACUCCUGGGAACACUGCACAAGCGUACGAAAGAUUUUUAUUAUAUUUUCCUUCUGAAAAAUACUUUGUUAAUUGUUUGUUAUUGUUUUUGACGGUUGUACGUUGUAAAAUUUUUUUUCUCGGAGACCCGCUGUAGUGGCGCAGAGCGGGUCUACUUGUAAUUUUGUGCAGCACGGCCGCGUUUGGUGUUUCUAGAGUAGUUCAGCAACGCAAAAGAAAUUUUCUCACUAUCUCAUGAUAUUGAUCUCCUCAGGUUUUCAUUCACGUGGUCCCUUUUCUCUGUUGCUACGUGAUUCGGCACGAGAGCGCCAGCAUUUCGGAGGUGAGUUUGUUUCGCAAAAGGGCGCUAAGCUUCGCGCAGUACGACCCGGAGGAGGUCGGGUGGGUUGAGCUUUGGGUCGUGCCGCUGCUGUUCUACGCGUUGCAGCAGGUGUUUUCCUACUUCAGCAGCAACUACAUCUGGCCCAUCCCCGAGGACCCGGAGUACCUGAAUCUGUACCGCUGGGUCGUCGGCACGCAGACGGGUCAGAGCAUCCUGCGGAAGAUCACGGUGAACACGAAGUGGCACGAGUUUUGGUACUUUUUUCUCAAUUUUCUCGUCGCGGCCGUCUCCAUGCUGCCCUGCGUCUUCUGGUACCGCUCCCAGUACCUGAUGGUUGUCCUCGGCUGCGUCUGCAUCACGGUCAACAUCUGGAACGGGGCGAGUUUCUACGUCGAAGUCUUCUCCCGGAAGUACCAAACCUUUCUGAAGCAGAAGGAAGAGCUGAAGCAACUCCGGGAGGAAAAGAAACUAGCCGGAAGAGGUGGAGUUGGUGUUGGAGUAGGAGUGGGAGGGGGUGCAACUGCGAUGCUGCAGCAAACCAUCAGUCGCACGGUGUCCGGUGGAACGCCAAGCCGUACCACCAGUGGAGAUCGGACGCUCGUCGUUGGGGGUGUUGCUGGAUCUAGUGCUUCUCCAGGAGGUGCGGCGAUCAUGUCCUAG
Amoebophrya sp. A120 is the source of this 3594-nucleotide messenger RNA. Lineage: Eukaryota; Dinophyceae; Syndiniales; Amoebophryaceae. The record is from the annotation of a GenBank genome assembly.